AUGGCAGAAAAGCAAGUAAAGAAUAGAGUUUGCAUUGUUGGAUCUGGAAAUUGGGGUUCAGCUAUUGCAAAAAUUGUGGGAAAAAAUGCAGCAAGACUCCCAAAUUUCGAAGAUAGAGUGACAAUGUGGGUAUAUGAGGAGAUGAUUGAGGGAAAAAAGUUAACUGAAAUCAUAAAUGAAACACAUGAAAAUGUUAAGUACUUACCUGGACAUAAACUACCGCCUAAUGUGGUGGCCAUUCCGGAUGUGGUGGAAGCAGCUAAAGAUGCAGAUCUCCUUAUUUUUGUAGUGCCGCAUCAAUUUGUGCGGACACUCUGUUCAACUUUGCUUGGUAAAAUAAAGCCCACAGCCGCUGCACUAUCACUUAUUAAGGGUUUCGACAUUGCCGAAGGCGGAGGCAUUGACCUUAUCUCCCACAUCAUCACAAGGUGCCUCAAGAUACCUUGCGCCGUGCUAAUGGGUGCCAACAUCGCUUCCGAAGUGGCUGAAGAGAAGUUCUGCGAAACUACUAUCGGUUGCCGCGACGUGAUGCUGGCGCCGAUUAUGCGCGACAUCAUCCAGACGGACUACUUCCGGGUGGUCGUGGUCGAUGACGAGGACGCCGUGGAAAUUUGCGGCGCUCUUAAGAACAUAGUAGCGGUGGGCGCCGGUUUCGUGGACGGUCUGGGCUUCGGGGACAACACCAAGGCGGCCGUCAUCCGGCUCGGCCUCAUGGAGAUGAUCAAGUUCGUGGACGUGUUCUACCCUGGCAGCAAGCUCAGCACUUUCUUCGAGUCGUGCGGCGUCGCCGAUCUAAUCACGACGUGCUACGGUGGCAGAAACAGAAGGGUAGCUGAGGCGUUCGUGAAGACGGGCCGCUCCAUCAAAGAGCUCGAAGACGAGAUGCUGAACGGCCAGAAGCUUCAAGGCCCCAUCACCGCCGAGGAGGUUAACCACAUGCUCGCCAACAAGAAUAUGGAGAACAAGUUCCCCCUAUUUACUGGCGUCUUCCGCAUCUGCCGGGGGGAGUUGAAACCGACGGACUUCAUCGAUUGCAUUCGCAGCCAUCCGGAGCACAUAUUCGCCCCCAAGAAUAUAAGUAUUUAC
This is a messenger RNA of Iphiclides podalirius (scarce swallowtail), 1086 nucleotides long. The record is from the annotation of a GenBank genome assembly. NCBI's taxonomy places the organism in Eukaryota, Metazoa, Arthropoda, Insecta, Lepidoptera, Papilionidae.